AUGGCCACUCAAUACGAACUCGAGCACAACGUCAAGUUCGCCGAGCCUCGCCGCUCCGGCCGCCGCGUCGACAUGGCCUCCUUCUUCGCCCUCCUCAACCAGCUCGACGAGCCAUCGUCGGCAAGCCCCCACCACAACCCGCACGCGACGCCCACGCCCGUCGACACGGUCGCGCUCUUCCGGCUGCUGCAGAGCCAGCUGCAGACGCUGCACACGACGGCCCCGACGACGGACAACCGCGCCUUUCUCGAGCAGCUCAUCGCCUCGCUCGAGGACGACAUCCACGACCCGCCCACGCGGCUGCAGGGCGCCAGCCAGGAGUUUGUCGACAUGCUGGACCGGGUGGACAGGAAGAAGCUAAGCAGGGACGACGACUGCGCCAUCUGCAAGGUGCCCUAUCUCGAGGACGAGUAUUGCCUCGUCGUGGAGCUGCCGUGUCGGGGGCGGCAUCGGUUCGACUUGGAGUGCGUUGGGCCGUGGCUGAGGAGUAAGGGGACGUGUCCGAUGUGUCGCGAGGAGGUGGGCAAGAAGAAGGAGGUGCCUAUUGUGGAGGACUCGGAGGAGGAAGACGGCGAUAUGAUGUAUGCGUGA
Messenger RNA from Trichoderma reesei QM6a, 591 nucleotides. RefSeq lists its product as uncharacterized. NCBI's taxonomy places the organism in Eukaryota, Fungi, Ascomycota, Sordariomycetes, Hypocreales, Hypocreaceae. Bases 1 to 591 code for a protein of 196 amino acids. Gene Ontology annotation, cellular component: cytoplasm. Gene Ontology annotation, molecular function: ubiquitin protein ligase activity. Gene Ontology annotation, biological process: ubiquitin-dependent protein catabolic process. The transcript is spliced from 2 exons. The record is from RefSeq and is a predicted model, not a curated record.